This is a messenger RNA of Dufourea novaeangliae, 933 nucleotides long. RefSeq names its product synaptobrevin (gene Syb). The transcript is spliced from 3 exons. Gene Ontology annotation, biological process: vesicle-mediated transport; vesicle fusion. Bases 217 to 585 code for a protein of 122 amino acids. Gene Ontology annotation, molecular function: syntaxin binding; SNAP receptor activity. Gene Ontology annotation, cellular component: SNARE complex; plasma membrane. Lineage: Eukaryota; Metazoa; Arthropoda; Insecta; Hymenoptera; Halictidae. The record is from RefSeq and is a predicted model, not a curated record.
GUUUAACCGCGAAAACAACUCGUUUCUAUCGCAAACAAGUGCAAAAACUGUCACGAUAAGUGUGACGUCACCGGUACCGCCAUCUUUAUCAUGUGUCAUGUACUGUUGUCGUAAAAGUGUGUUCGUCAUCUCCGCAAAGUUUGGAAUACCUGUCAUUAUUUAUAAAUAAAUCACACCCUCGCCUGCAUUCUCUGCGGAUCUUUUAGUUUCACUAACAUGGAAGGCAGUGGUAACUCUGGGGAAGCAGACAUGGGUGGUCCUCGUGCACCGCAACAAGCAGCAUCCGCGAAAAAGCUGCAACAAACACAAGCGACUGUUGAAGAGGUCGUGGGGAUAAUGAAAGUGAAUGUGGAGAAAGUACUGGAAAGGGAUCAGAAACUCUCGGAGUUAGAGAAUCGCGCGGAUGUGUUGCAACAGGGAGCGACACAGUUUGAACAGCAAGCUGGGAAACUAAAAAGGAAGUACUGGUGGAAGAAUCUCAAGAUGAUGAUAAUUAUUGGCAUCAUUUGUGUGAUCAUAUUGAUCAUCAUCAUUGCCUCACUAGUGCCUGGCUCAUCGGAUUCCGAUAAUCCCUCUUCUAACUGAUAACAUUAUACCAAAGGGGAUAUAAUGCUUGGCCCGUUAAUUCUUAUCUAAGAAAGUUAGCAACGGCGAUGUAAGUGUUGGGGAAAACGAUGUUUAGAUGUACUGCGAUUAUUAAUCGUCACGAUUUGAAGUCUUGUUGAGAACAAUCAUGGUACCAGCAACAAAUAUAUAGACAUAUAUUUUUGAGACUUAAACUUAUUCGAACGCACAAUUUCUAGACUAACGACAGUAUGAAUACGGGUGGUCUUUAUUUCUUCUCUUUUCUCUUUUUUUUUUCUGGUAAAACAGUGAACAGACAAUACAUUUUCAUAGUGUUAUCUUGUUAAAAUGCUUAUUGUACAUUUAUUA